Molecule: messenger RNA, 7081 nt
Organism: Leguminivora glycinivorella
Lineage: Eukaryota; Metazoa; Arthropoda; Insecta; Lepidoptera; Tortricidae
Product: hippocampus abundant transcript 1 protein
Exons: 1
Coding region: 175-1614 (479 amino acids)
Biological process (GO): transmembrane transport
Cellular component (GO): membrane
Molecular function (GO): transmembrane transporter activity
Source: RefSeq, a predicted model, not a curated record
UGUACUAUUUGAACUAUAUCCUGGCAGCACAAAUAUCGAGUUGUUUUUCAUUCAAUUUUCAGUGGAAUUUUGACGUCGCUGGUACUGGCUCGUAUAUUCUCCAUGUAGUGACUAGGUUUUCAAAAUGUCUCUAAUUAAGUAGUUCUGUAGGGAAACAAACGGAUCGAUUCUUAAAUGACGCCCACGAAAACGACAAAAACCGAAGUAGAAAUGGUGAUACGAAACAGAAAGACCGCAAUGAAAGACGGGAUCAUGACGAUGUCUGGCAUCGGGGAGCCUUCCGUAUUCCACGCUCUAGUGGUGAUCUUUUUGGAAUUUUUCGCUUGGGGACUACUUACGAUGCCAAUCAUAUCGGUGCUAAACGCCACGUUCCCCGAUCAUACGUUCCUGAUGAACGGACUGAUAAUGGGCAUCAAGGGCAUCCUGUCGUUCCUGUCCGCGCCGCUGAUUGGCGCGCUUUCGGACGUCUGGGGCCGCAAGUUCUUCCUGCUGGUGACGGUGUUCUUCACUUGCGCGCCGAUCCCGCUCAUGACUAUCAACACCUGGUGGUUCUUCGCCAUGAUUAGCAUCAGUGGAGUGUUCGCCGUAACGUUUUCUAUAGUCUUCGCGUACGUGGCCGAUGUGACGACGGAAGCGGAGCGCUCACGUGCCUACGGGCUAGUUUCUGCUACCUUCGCUGCUAGCAUGGUAAUCUCGCCCGCGCUCGGCGCCUACCUUAUGGACCUCUACGGCGAGGCGCUCGUGGUGGCCGCCGCCACCGCUGUCGCCGUGCUAGACGUCUUCUUCAUCAUGGUGGCCGUACCAGAGAGCUUGCCAGAGAAAGUCCGGCCCAGUGGAUGGGGACCUGCAAUCAGCUGGGAGCAGGCCGAUCCAUUCGCCGCACUAAGGAAAGUGGGAGCAGAGCGUACAGUGUUGAUGCUGUGUGUGGCUGUGUUCUUGUCGUACCUCCCUGAGGCUGGACAGUAUUCGUGCAUAUUUGUGUACCUGAAACUAGUGAUGGGUUUUGGUGUUGUGCAAGUGGCAAUAUUCAUUGCAAUUGUGGGAGUGCUGAGCAUCGGAGUGCAAGUGAUACUCGGCUUCUUAAUGAGGACUCUAGGACCUAAGCACACCAUCAUGCUGGGGUUGCUGUUUGAGAUGCUGCAGCUGAUGUGGUACGGGUUCGGGUCCCGCACGUGGAUGAUGUGGGCGGCGGGCGUGCUGGCGGCGCUCGGCUCGCUCACCUACCCCGCCAUCAGCGCUUACGUGUCCGUCAACUCGCGGCCCGACAGACAGGGCGUCGUGCAGGGCAUGGUGACUGGGGUGCGUGGCCUCUGCAACGGCCUCGGGCCCGCGAUGUUCGGUGUCAUCUUCUACUUAUUCCACGUGGAUUUGAACGAGGAGCACGCGACGGACGGUCGGCCGGAGCCAGACCGCUACGUGCGGUUGGUGCCAGGCCCGCCGUUCGUGCUGGGUGCGCUGCUGGUGAUCUGUGCCCUGCUGGUGGCCGCGUUCCUGCCAGAGGACGGCGCGGGGUCGGGACGGCGCUCGCCGGAUGCGCGCUUCGAGCUGGAGCGCGGGCGCCGCGUGGCGGGCGCUCUGUCGCCGCUGAUGGCGCCGGAGUCUGCGGCGCUCUAGCUGCAAGCCCGCGCCGCCCGCGCAGCGAGCGUCUGAGCCCCGCAUUUAUGAAGGUACCAAAGUGAGCCCACUGGGCUAUGCCCGGUCCUUGAGAGACUUUCCGCUUCUAUUGUGGUUUUUAAGCUUUAUACCUGUUUUGUAUCUUUCGAUUUGCCGCAGAUGUGUACAUAAUUAUUGAUCUAUAAAUCAUUGAAAUAGACGAGGGCGCCCAGGCGCGCCUUUGAACUCCUGAUGUUGGGAGCUGUUGAGUUGGACUGUCAUUAAACAUUCAUCCUAAAGAAUAUUAAUUUAUAUCAAUCACCAUGCUUUUCUCUAAGCGCCUCACGUUACAAUAAAUCAAAUCAAAUGUUGUCACUAUCAACUUCUAUUUUUUUACAAAUCAUUUUGAUAACAACAAAACACUUGUCAAUGAGAAUGAUAUGAAUCUUUAUACAGACUAAUUAUUAUGCAUUAAUGGUUUGCUUAAACUGGAAUCAUAUUUAUCUUGAGGGUGAAUAAUGAAGUGCCUUUGAUCAAAAUAUAACUCCUGUUUACUCAACUAAACUUCUUACUAUAUCAGACUAAUUAUUUUUAUUAAAAACUUAUCACAAAUAACAACAUAAUCAUACAAAUAUUCUACUUAAAUAAAUCAUAUUAUUGUUUCUUUUUACAAUAUACAAAAACAUUUUCUUUUGAACUAUCUAUGAACUUGAUGCAAAGUAGAAACUAAAUGAAACUGUAAUAAGAAUUGAAGAGAACAAUAUUCAUAGUUCAUCCAUUUGGCUCAGUGACCUCGGGGAAUAAGUUCAUGUGUCAUUGGAGGAUGACUAAUGUUUAUUUUGUUGUCAAGUUAGCGGUAAAAUCAUUAAUAGGUGUUGUACAACAGCUUAACAUAUUUGUUUUUAUGUAUAUUGUUUUAGUCCUUUUAAAUUGAUUUCUGUCAUAUGUUGCAAACAAGAACUCAGCAACAGGCUUAACUAUCAAAAGGUUUACAAAUUGUUAACAGAGUGGUAGUCAACCAUUUAUUUUGUAAUUGUAUCUUGCCAUUUCUUGCAAUCAUCCAAAAAUUUAUUCAUUUAGGUAAUAAAAUAUUAGAACUAUCAUAAGUUUGAUCUGACAAAAAUAAAAAUUGGAAAAGUUUCAAAAACUGUAAAUAAACAGUAUUGGUGGGUGAUGCGCUGCCAUUUCUUCCACACAACACUUGUCAGAAAUAGUUUUGCAAUACUUUUUACAACUACACUACUUUUCUCUCCCUUAUUUAGCAUAUUGUCAAAUUGAAGAUCUCAACACUGUGAAAUUUGUAGUAGUGUUUUGUUAUAUUCGUUAUUACUUACUAUUAUUUGGUAUAUAUAUAAAAAAUAUUGAUUUGAGUUUAGAGUAGAUUUUUUAAUAAGACUAUGUCCUAAACAACCUAUUAGUAUUAUGAUGAUGACAAUAUUUAGGCUCCUUGGUAGGGUCGUCGCACAGGUAGUUUAGGAGUGAGUGAUAGUUGGUAGCCAGGGUAGUCAACAAGUUCAACAAGAAUAACUAGCACGAGGUGUCAGUUCAGUACAAAUGAGAGGCAUUGUUUACCAAACAAUGUUGUAUGCAAAUUAGCCGUCAAGGAUUGCCCAAUCCCAUGUCGCUAGAUGACAACCGUAUCGAACGCAAUUUACAUAUCCCCUCGUCACCUGAUCUGUUCUCAAUUGCGUCAGACUUUGAAUACAUAGACUCAUUUCGUUCGAUAUAAUCGGUUAUCAGACCAGCUGGAUAGGUAUUAUCGCGUUAAUCAUAAUUGCUCAAGCUUUCUAUAUCGUUCGGAACGACAGUAAAAAGUAAUGUUGCGACGGGUGAUUCACAUGGCUGAAAAAAUCAAAAGUCGGGGUAGGUACUGCAGCAUUUCGCACUUGUUUAUUUAACCAAUUGAAUAUGAAAGUCUUAACCGUUUGAAAAUGUCAAAUGCAUAGUGAAAGAAGAUCUUAUUUGUAUGUCACAAAGCAUGCCUAACUUAAACUUUUCCGUUACCUAUGAUGCAAUUAAGAAUCCAUUAGCUAGGCUCCUUUGUCCUUUAAAAUUUAAGGUGUCAGACUAAAGUUAAAUAAAACGGUUGCCAAAAGCUACAGUUGCCAAAAAACUGUUCAUCGAUACCAUAGUUAACGUGACGUUUUCGUAGGGAAGAACUAACGUCCGAACCGGUUCAAUUAGUUUAAUAUCGCUUCUCACUGCAUAUUUUAAAAUAAUGUCCAUAAAGAGACAAGUUAUGUUCACGGCUGCGGCCUGCGGCCACAAGGUCGCGGACAUUUCGUGGUCACUCGACCGUUUGAUCGCCGCUCUGAUUUAUGUACAUAUUUGAAAUUAGUUGUAAUUUGGUUGGAGUCCAUUUCCCAGAUAAAAAUCGCGUUUUCAGCAUGUCGCUGUAUUGUGUCAGAAACAAAUUAAGAAGUACCCAUCCGUGACAAAGCCUAUGCAUUAGUAAUUUGAGGUGACGAGUCACCUUCCCGAGGUUGUAGCUAGGUGUCUCGCUCGACCGAGAAUUAUUGAGGUACUUCACCUUUCGCGUAAUUUCACGGUUAGGGGGAUAUGUUAUUAAUCCCUAAUUUGUAUUUAAGCAAUUUAGCAACUUCGGAGGCGCUAUUACACAUAAGUUAUUAGGUAGCGUCACAACACAAGAGCAAGCUGUUAAUAUUGUAGUCAUCAAGCCUUGACUAAUGCAGCAUGAGCGGUCGACACUCUAUUCUUCGUUUUAUCGUCGCGCCGAUAGUUCUCGUUAUAUCAAAAAGAAAAGCCCUGAGGCUCGUAAAACUAAAUUAGGGCGCGAGGCAUGGACUGUCUGCCCUUUGGGACGAUUGAACUCAUAACCGCUCAAUAUUUUUAGAACGAAAAAAGUCUCUGUCAUCUUUAAUUUCAGAAUUAUGGAGUUUUUUUUUUAAUGUGAAGGCUAUUUGCCCUUGUGUAAUUUUUAGCAUAAUAAAUUCAUAUAUUCAUGUAUGUAAAAAUUUAAUAUGUAGCCCCCUAUUGCUAGAAGGCACUUAUUCUUAUUAAUAUCUGUAGAGCGUCGCAUUAUGCAUCAUAACCGAACCUCCCGCACAAAAUCCCGAAAUACUUGACUCCAAAUGUUUGUGGAUCGAAGCUAUCCAUUCAUCCCGAUAAUCCGCGACGAAGCGUGCUUCACAACUCAAGUUCGCAGCUCAUUCAUAUGCCGCCGCCGUCCGAGAUUAGUUACAUCUCUGUCAGCAUUACUUCUCCGAGAAAUUGUCCUCCAUAGUACCCUUGAAUAUACUCAUCUGAAUGAGCACGUAUGACCGCGUUCGAUAAUUUUGCUCGAAAUGUUCGUGUCUUAAAUUGCAAUGUAAAUACUAAGCAUCAUGAUGUAUAAUCAUGUAUCUUGAUGCAAGAGAGCGUCGUGGCCUAGUUAAAGAGUUAUUUGACUUCUUAGUGGAUCACUUGCGCGCAAGAGUUGUUUAUGUUAAAUCCACUUAAGAGUCCUGGGUCUUUACCCACAUGAUGACAAGUGGCUUUUACGUACGACUGCAGAUCGCUAAUUACUCACCACAUUAUAAUGACACGUCGGGAAUAACGUUUUCAAAUCAAGGUGUUCAGUACCUAAUAAAAAAACAAAAGUUUAUUUUAAGUCCAGCUAGUCUGGCCAUUAGUAAGCCCAUUUUUAUUUUAAAAACAACAUAACAUCAUUUUUAUUUAAACAACAUAUCAUCAUUAUAUUUAAAGGUUGUUGAGCAAACGAUUAAUUGUGCACAAAGUUGCAUUCGGAGGGUACCUAUUUCGUUUCACAGAAUUACAUUAAUCAUCAGUAAAACCUGUACCUAUGAAUUUGCAAUAAAUUACUGAUUACUGAAACUUAUCUUCCUCCAUCCAAGCUCAAAAGCUAAUUACUUUUUCAAUAUGCGAAAUAAUCUUCCUUGCAAAUACUUAUGUAGAAAAACUUUUUAGGCGUGAAAGAACGCAACCUACAGACGGCCAAAGAGUUGUGAUGCAGUGCAUACAACGCGCAACAUGCACAUUAUCAACAAAACCAUAGGACUCUUCCGUUUUAGCCAUCACAAACAUUCACUCGAACAAUAUCUGCAGCGUUCACAAUGCCCUAUCCCCAUCUCCACCAGUUAAUAAUGUUAUUAUAAACACCGUUUCCCAACGUUGACGUCGCUGUUUAUAAACAACACAUUAAAAUCAGAUCGUAGCUGUCGUCGGCGUGCAGCUUGAUCCUCUUACUCCAGUUUUGUUAUAAGCAAUAGAUAAAAAACUCAGAAUCUUUAUUGAUUCUUUACAUUUUUCCACUAAUGCAAUUGAUUAUUUUCCAUUCGAAUGUUUUGUGCAAUGCAGUGACAUAAAGUUUUUAAUGAGAAGGUACAUAAGUAUAGGUUAUACAGAAUAUGCAGCAACAAAUUGUGUAUUGCUGCACUUAUUACUAUUCUUAAACGGUUAACGCCAGCUGUUCAGCGCAAAGCAUCGCUACUCACGUUCGCGCAGUAUGUUCUGAUUCUGAGUUAAACUAAACAAAACUAUUUUCGUGUUAGUAGUAUAUAGGCUAUUCGGUGCAACACAUCCGUUAGAGCUAACUGCAACAACUUACGGCCAACGUCUCGAUUUACUGGACUGGGACAUAGUGGACAUACCGUUUCAUGAAAUCCUGGAAUAAGGCCAGCAAAAGGUCUUGGCUUAAACGGAAUUUGUCCAAUCUAAUCUAAUCGUGUAGCUCUAAACGGCUACAUGCAUGGUAUGGUUAUAGCCUAUUUCGCCUAAAGUUUGAAUAGCCUUAAAUUAAUAUUUAAUUGAUUUCUUGAAUUGCUUACAAAGAAUUAAUUAAACGAUAUGUUUUAAUUCCAGAGCUGAUGUCACACAGGACUUGUUUUUAUUAAGAUUGUCUUAAUAGCAAGUCCGGAUUGACAAGAAAUUGUAGUUGCUUGUGUUUGGCCACAAUUGAUAUUGUCGCCGCCAGUCAAUUGAGUCCACGCUCGGUAUUGAUUGCUGUACGUACGUGUGACAAGUGAUAAAGGCUUUUUAUCGCACUGACUAAUGCAGCCACGUUACGCCAUACUACUGCUAUGCUAUCAUAUGCCCAAACUUCAAUUCUAUAUUCAUACUAUAAUGUCUCCAACCUAAUAACAUAUAACACCUUCCUUGAGCGCUUACUAAUUAGCACGUUCUCAGUUACAUCUUAAGCACAUCGUAAACAUUAACAACCCAAAAACCGCUUAAAUCUCUCAUUUUGGUGGGACAUCUCUAAUAUCUAGAACUAGAAUCUAGAUCUUACAAUAAAAACGCUGUCUAAUAUACAUUUCUUAAAAAGUAUCUUAUUUUACAUUGGUUUUCAAAACUUUAUUAGUAUAUUAUUUAUUAUUCGUUAGUCCAUGGAAAUGUUAAAAUAUAUCUUGAUGUUAAGUUGUUAUGGCAUAUUAGUGGUUUCGUUUCGUACUCACUACUCAGGUAGAAACACGUAACACGUGCGACUGCGUAGGAAGAGAAUAACACGUGCAAGUGAAAGAAGGAAAAA